CGGUGAAGCCGGCGCUCCGCCUCUCCCUGUGCGUCACAGAUAAAUCGAGGCUCCGCAUGCUGCUCGCCUGCAGUCUCCUCGCGUCCGGCGCCGCCGCCGCCGUGACUGAGCUCAAGGUCGAAGUCUAUGACGGCCCAAAGGAGUGCGAGGAUGCGGACAAGCUCAAGAAGGGCGAGCACGUAUCCAUGCAUUACACGGGCACCAUCGACAAGGACAGCGCGGCGGGCACGCCGGGCAAGCAGUUCGACUCGUCGCGUGGCCGCGGCAAGACGUUCGACUUCCAGCUGGGCGCCGGCCGCGUGAUCCAGGGCUGGGAUAAGGGUCUUGAGGGGCUCUGCGUGGGCGCCAAGGCGGUGCUCACGAUCCCGCCCGACAUGGGCUACGGCGCGCGCGGCGCGGGCGGCGACAUUCCGGGAGGAGCGGCGCUCAGCUUCGACGUGGAGGUGGUGAGUCACUCAGACGAGGGGCCGCCCGAGCCAAACCUCUUCAAGGACCUCGAUACCGACAAGGACGCCAAGCUGACCAAGGAGGAGGUGCUUGCCUUCUUCAAGCAGCAGGGCAAGGAAGAGCUGCCCGAGGGCCUGUGGGAGAAGGAGGACAAGGACAAGGACGGCUUCAUCUCCUGGGAGGAGUUCGGCGGCCCAAAGGGCAAGAGCAAGGACGAGCUCUGAGGGGCUCUGCUAGCGAGGACGGUGUGUGUUUGGUCCGGACUCCUCGUUCAGAGGCUCUAUGAGGGAGGCGUCGCGCCGCCGCGCCCGGUGAGAGCCGCGUGGACGGUCGAGGGGAGUACGCAGGUCCGGAAGCAGGGGGACUGCCGUGUGUGCUGUCAGCCAGGGAGCUGUUGUGAGGCAGCUGGGAUCGAGCCUGCGGGCGGUGGCCCGCGCGCCUUGCCAUGCCGUCCGUCCGCCUGCACUGCGGCGCCGCGCGAGCCCGCGGGCGUGAGGCUGCAUGCGUAUCUCGACCGGCGCACCGGCAGAACAACUUUAUUGAGGCCACCCGAAAGACGGCAAUAAACGGAG
Messenger RNA from Emiliania huxleyi CCMP1516, 1019 nucleotides. It is a transcript of the gene FKB-1, whose product is annotated as FKBP type peptidylprolyl isomerase. Bases 57 to 671 code for a protein of 204 amino acids. The record is from RefSeq and is a predicted model, not a curated record. NCBI's taxonomy places the organism in Eukaryota, Haptophyta, Isochrysidales, Noelaerhabdaceae. Gene Ontology annotation, molecular function: calcium ion binding; peptidyl-prolyl cis-trans isomerase activity. The transcript has 7 exons.